GGCCUUCGAGUGCAAAUGCGAGCUCCUUCUCUGCACUCUCCUCCACUGUUUCUCUGUAAGACAUAGCGAACUUUUCUAGCGUGGGCGGGUCCUGCCGCAGCUGUCUGAGACGCGACCUGCAUGCAGCGGCUUCUUUAUUCGCGCUGUCGUUUCUCUCUUCGUCCUGCGGCCUCGGCUGCUUGUCUCUCACCCCCUUUUGGCUGCUUUCGGCAGGCACACCAACACAACGCAUCUCCGACAAGCUGGUGUGUGUCCUCGCCUCCUCGUUUGUCUGCAGGGGCGCGAGCAGCGUGCGUCUCAGUCGCGACUUUGUCUUCUCAGCUGCAGACUCGGGGCCUCUCUUUCGCGGCCAUUGCAGCUUUCCAGCAUUUCCGUCUCCCCUUUGGCUGGCUCACGCUGUCUGUUCGGGUGUAUGUACACGUGGGGGCGAGGCCGGCCCACGGCAGUCUGGAGACGCGGCCGUCUUGUUCGUCGGCAUUGGUGUCUGUCUGGAAGCGAAGUUUUCCUUUUUUACGAGACCGGAAGCCUGUGGAGAAGAGACUGUCUGGCGACGCAGAUCGAACGACAAUUCUCUCGAAACGGCCUUCGACGCACCGCGCUCGCGUCUUCGCUGUCAAGACACCAGUCUAGGUCCGGCCGCCUCAUUGCCCCCGCUUUUGCAGUCUGGGCCUUGCUGGCUCCCCCUGGAACUUCUCACAUGUCGAGCGGCUGACGCGAUUAUUCAGCAGAAACAGCUCUUCUUUCCUCCCUCCGGAUCUACAUGGUGUGAGCAUCUUGAAGCCAAUCUGCGUCUCGCCGAAUCUGCCGUCGUCUCGCUCCAGAAGGAACGCGAAACCGCAGCCUAGAGACAAGUGGUGGAGAGAGCUAAGAGAAAGGGACCGCGAGGAAAGGGCGUCGACACUGCCGUUGUUGCUCGGCGAACGAUGCGGUGCGCAACUGUUUCUGCUCUCAGAAAAACCUCUGUUUUCUUCUGCUGAACUGUUGGUAUCUGGUUCGUUCUUCUGCUGGUGUUCCUCUUCCGAGCCAAGUGCAAGGGAGUCUCUUCACUGUUGCCGAGCAAGGCACCUCGUCUCUUCUCUCCUGGUGCUUCUCAGGCGGGGCUCCCCCGCAGUACUCAUGUCAAUCCAUGCGUCUUUGUGAACUUGUCGACAGACUUCUGUAGAGAGGGAAGGCUGGCGAGGACUUGCGUAGCGCGUCGACGCAUGCGUGUGGGCCUUCAGACACACGAAACUGUUCCUGAAUGCCCUCUUUCUCGUCUUCUGUGUCUCCGCUCUCCGUUUCUCUCUGCCCACGCCUGUCUCCUGACAAAGCCGUCUUCUUGAGGACGUCCGCGAGGCGCGGACGCGUUCGCGGGAGAGCGUCUCGUCGAUUCCUCGGUGCCGCUCUGCCCGUCUCCGUUCUCUGAAAGUUCCUGCUCUCUGCAGGUCGGAGAGCCAAGGGACUUUCCGCGAGCGAGAGGUGGAAGAGAAGCUAGGAAAACAGCAAUAGCGAGCUCUCCUUCUCCUUCCUGAGGAACGACCCGUCUCCCGCGUUGGCGCGCCAGUGGCCUUUCUCACUCUGCACAAUGCGGUUUCCUGCGUCGGCGGCCUCGCGUCCGCUCCUCUCUCUCCUCGCUCUUCUUCUCCUCGCAAACUCUCGACUGGCAGUGGCGACCUCUGGCGGCUAUCCUCACUUGAAGGAGCAAUGGGAGUUCCACGCUCAGCUUGUCACCACCGGUGCCACAAAUGUUGUGCUCCUCUUCGGUAUUCUGCGCAGCUGGCAAGUCGGUUUACCAGUAGACGCCUUCGUGGGUUUCGCGGCGAUGGUCACUUCGGUCGCGUACCACACGCUGCAGACGCUGGAGGGGAACAAUCCUCAUGUGUUCGAGAAGGCGCGUUUCCUUGGAGGCACCGAAGGCGAUUGGCACCGAGCAGACAACAUUUUCGCGAUCACAUGCAUCAUCUCCUUCUUCGCAAUGCCUCUCCAACUCGUCAGCCCCGUCUGGGUUCUCAUGACCCGCAUGGUGCCCUUGUGCGUCGUCGCGAUUUCUCAGUGUCUGCAGCCUUGGAAUUUCGCAUACACGAUUUUCCCGAUUAUUUUCUUCGGCGUCGGCUUCCUCGUGCUGCUUGCUGUGAGUCGCGUGCGGCCGCGUCUCCAGCGACGCUCGUGUCUGUACAGCGGCGUCACUUUUAUUCUCGCGAUGGUUUUCUUCUUCUUCGGCAUGGAUGACGCAAACGACUACCUGCGCAUCAAGCAUGGCUUCUGGCACAUCUUCAUCGGCGCGUUCGUGUACUUCUGGACGGACGCAUGCAAUCCGCCACACGUAGUGCAGACGCGAAGAAGGCUGCUCUUUGCAAACGCAGCAGAUGCUGCGUACCUCCUCAGCGAAGAGCACAAACGCCACAAACGGGAGCCUCCCCUCUGCAGCCUCGAGGGCGCCUCCGCAGACGCCGCAGUGCAAAUGGUGAAGCUCUCUUGAGCAGACGCAGAACGAGGGUGGACGGCGCGCCCGCGAGAGAAGGAAGAGAAGAAAAAAGAACAGAGAUAAGAAGAAAGGAGAGAGAGAAGAGAAAGGAAGAGAGAGAACGAGAUCGGGAAGCACAGAGAAGACAAGAAACUAAGUUUCUCAUUUGCGAUUUCCGUGGGCAACGCCCUCUCCCGGUGUGGGCUGGUGAGGGGUCCGAGGCCUCGAUUGCCCCAGAACAGAUGCCUGGACAUCGAAAGUCACCGUGUUGUAACUUGUUGUCGAGCUUCUGCAUGCACACCUGGCACAACGCUUUCAGGUGGUUUUCAACGACCGACGUCUUCAAUAUUCAUAUUUGUACACAAUCGUGUACAGAGAGUAAAUAUAUAUACAUAUAUAUAUAUAUAAAUAUAUAUGUAUUUAUAUUUACAUAUAUAUGUAUAUAUGCAUAUAUGCAUAUGCAUGUCGUUAUGUAUGUAUCUGUCUCCGUGUAUACACACUGUUCAUAUCUCGUUUUUCCGACAAAUGUUGUGAAACUCCCUUUCUUCUGUCUCGAUGUGUAUGUUGCCGUCGAGACACGUAGCGGAACAGUUGUCUCCAAACGAAACAUCCAGAGAAACUGGUGUGAACUGUUUGACCAGAAAACCUGAAACCCUUGAGUGCCCACUCGACAACCAUUUCUCCGCUUUUAAGAAUUGAAGCGCGC
Molecule: messenger RNA, 3149 nt
Organism: Toxoplasma gondii ME49
Lineage: Eukaryota; Apicomplexa; Conoidasida; Eucoccidiorida; Sarcocystidae
Exons: 7
Coding region: 1565-2458 (297 amino acids)
Cellular component (GO): membrane
Source: RefSeq, a predicted model, not a curated record